Messenger RNA from Phycodurus eques (leafy seadragon), 3391 nucleotides. RefSeq names its product microtubule-associated protein, RP/EB family, member 3a (gene mapre3a). The transcript has 8 exons. Gene Ontology annotation, biological process: spindle assembly; regulation of microtubule polymerization or depolymerization; protein localization to microtubule plus-end. Gene Ontology annotation, molecular function: microtubule plus-end binding. The record is from RefSeq and is a predicted model, not a curated record. Lineage: Eukaryota; Metazoa; Chordata; Actinopteri; Syngnathiformes; Syngnathidae. Gene Ontology annotation, cellular component: microtubule plus-end; spindle midzone; microtubule organizing center. The coding region runs from base 1401 to 2255 and encodes 284 amino acids.
GGCGGCCGGAAAGCAUCGCACCCGGGCAGGCAGGCAGGCAGGCAGGCGCAGUGCACCGCGCGGGCUCGGACGACGACGACCGGAACGCACCCCGGCUUGGAAUCAUCCACAGACCUCCGCCCUUUUUUUUUUUUCCUUUGUUUUUGUUGUUCUGGCCGCGUGGGCGUUUCACACCCCGGAUGUUGCUGCAGGGGGUCCGCGGCUGCGAGGGCCUGCCGGCGGCUGCUCGAGGGAGGACGGACGCCCCCCCCUCCCUCCCUCCCUCCCUCAGCACCAGAAUCGAUAUCCAGAAAACAAAAACCCCCCAAACCCCCCCCCCCCCCUUCAAUGCGUAUUUGCAGCUAGCUGUGAGGAAGCCACAUUUAAGGCCUCCCGUUCCCCUGCCAUACAUGGCAACAUCGCUCAACGGCCUCACAGCAUUUAAGUGUUGCCAUAAUAUUUGAAUUAUUGCUCUCUAACGUGUGAAAGGUUUUUUUACAUCUCGCAGGCACUACUGUUCGUAAAUUGCGCAAGUACAUCCAUGUGAUUUGCAUACAAUGCCGCCGACUAUUGUGGCCGCUAUUCACACUUGCAUAUAUAACAUGCACAGUAUUGUAAUAGAUGUACAGAUCGCCUAUUUAUGAUCCAUGUACAGUUAUUUUGCAGCAUGUUAACUCAUGUACGAGUACAGUUGUCACUCCACUGCUGCUUAGUCAUACUCCAAGGCCCGUGCUGCAUUUUGAAUAUUUAUCAAUAGAUGUGUAGCUUUCUUUCUUUCUUUCUUUCUUUCUUUCUUCCGACCUACAAUGCUGAUGUAUAUUGUUGCUUCACUUUGAAAUAUACGGCACCUAUUUCUCGCUCCAGCGCUCAUCGUGUUUUAUUUUCACACAAUGCCACAUAAACCCUGCUGGCUCUGCUUGCUGCCUUUUUGUUCACCUUCAUCGCUACACACAAGUACAGUCGCCAUUGCUGCCUGCAUACGUGCCAUUCGUGACAUGACCACGGUGACCAGGUAAUGCUACUGCGAACAUCCUUUAGCGCGCUAGGUUUUUAUUUCGACUCGAGAUGGAAGGUGUUAGCAAAGUCAGGACACACGCGCGCCGCCAUCUGCAAGAGAAUGAUGCUCACAAACGCUCCCUGCCAUUCACGUGUGGAUUAACGCCAGGCGGGCCGGUGGUCAACGCGGUGGACAAUCACCACGGUGUUCCCCGACGAGGAGUUGUCAGGGUUACGUGGCAAAGGUUCAGGGUCGGGACUCGGGUGUUAAGGUUUAGUGUGGCGUGUUCGGGCACAGGUCAAGGCGGGGAUGAGGGUAGACGUGUGUUUGUUUCCAACUGCUAGUCGGUUGGCACAUUUUACGUGACAGGCUAACAUCUCACGGAAGGACUUUUCGGGCGUGUGUGCGCGUUUUCAGGUCGGGGAUGGCAGUGAAUGUGUACGCCACGUCCGUGUCCAUUGACAACCUCAGCCGGCACGACAUGCUGGCGUGGGUCAACGAUUCCUUGCACCUCACCUACACCAAGAUCGAACAGCUCUGCUCAGGGGCGGCGUACUGCCAGUUCAUGGACAUGUUGUUCCCGGGGUGCGUCCUCCUCAAGAAGGUCAAGUUUCAAGCAAAACUGGAGCACGAAUAUAUACACAACUUCAAAGUUCUUCAGGCGGCCUUCAAAAGGAUGAGCGUGGACAAGAUCAUUCCGGUAGAAAAGCUGGUCAAGGGAAAGUUCCAGGACAACUUUGAGUUCGUGCAGUGGUUCAAGAAGUUCUUCGACGCCAACUACGACGGGAAGGAGUACGACCCGAACGUAGCCAGACAGGGGCAGGAAGUGUCCCCCGCUCCCAACCCAGGACCGCAGAGGACGUCUCCGACAGUGCCCAAAAACAUGCCGACGCCGCAGAGGGUCCAACACAACACCCCGGCUUUGAGGAAGAACUCCACCCUGUCUCGAAACGGCGGCAGCGACGCGGAGAUCACGGAGCUCAAUCAACAGUUGAUGGAGUUGAAGCUGACGGUGGACGGCCUGGAGAAGGAGAGAGACUUUUAUUUCAGUAAACUACGAGACAUCGAGCUCAUCUGCCAGGAGCACGAGAGCGACGACAACCCGGUGCUCGGCAGGAUAAUCGACAUCCUGUACGCCACAGAGAUAGAAACUCUAAGCGGUGGCAGCGAAUUCAACUCGACGGACUUCGUAACAAGGAGCAGCAGUUCGGAGGGCUUUGCGCCUCCAGAAGAUGAAGAGUUGGAGGAACAAGCCCACCUGGACCAGGAUGAAUACUGAAUGCCCCCCUGACUUCCCCGCUUUCCUUUGUCUUUGAUUGAUUUCGACUGUCCGCGCACGCUCUUACCGACUCAAUUCACCCGCCGCCUUCCCUGCCCUCGCGAUAUCUUCAGUCCCUGUCCUCGCUGUCACAUUUUUGAUAUAUAUUGUUUUUUGAAGCUAUCCUCUGACACACAGCUAUACGUCAUCACGGUUAGCUAAGAGCACCAUGCGACCGAUCCGGUUUUCGCCAGCAUGAGCCAAGAAGACGAGACGAGCGGCCCGUAAAUCAUGACCACAUUUUGGAUUUUUGCACGAUACGGAGAUAUUUAUUUUGCCUCGGGUGCGCGGCGCGGCAGCACUUUUUAAACGCAGCGCAACGACGACGACGACAACAACAACAAAACUCAAGUGACUUUUUACUAGCGGUUUCUUAUUUAUUUAACUUAUCGUUUUUUGAUCCACCUCCUGUAGCAGAAACCUACUGUACGAGAAAAGCGGAGGCCGAGCUUUUUGGUUUCCGCCCGAGCGGCUUUAUAGUAUGUAGAACGGGGACACAAAUACUUUGAAGGAUGUGAUCGGAGUGCAUUGAUUGAUUGAUUAUUAUUGAGCAGCAACAUAUCUGAGCAUGAGAAUGUUAUACAUUGACUGCGAAUGACUGAUAUUUUGUACAAAUGUAUUUCAUGUGGAAAUAAUGUGGUCUGAUGUCACGCGGUUAAAUGCAACAUGACGUGUUUUGUUGUCGUUUUGUUUUGUUUUGUUUUCUUCCAGCCGCUUACUAGGCUGGUCCUAUUUCAGUUAUUAAAAUCAUGGCCAAUCAGAUGAGGCGAAUAUUAUGACAGACGUGGACCGCCCAACGACUGCACAAACGGUGACUUAAGAAGUUGGAGAACGAAGGUUCGUCAAUUCAAAGUCGGACCGGACAACUUUUUUGUGGCACAGUCACCGGGUGCUUUAAAAAGGUACUUUGGCACUUUUACUGUUAGAAUCCUGUUGAACAACGCCGAACAAGUCUUCUUGUUGCCUCCUGUUUUGUUUUUGUUUUUGUUUGUGUUGUUCAAUUUUGCAAAUCGCUUUAGAACUGACAUUCAUCCACGGCAUAAACAUCAUGGACUGAACGCUCAUCAUUUUGAGUUUACAAUGAAUAAACAGUUGUG